Molecule: messenger RNA, 1602 nt
Organism: Apiotrichum porosum
Lineage: Eukaryota; Fungi; Basidiomycota; Tremellomycetes; Trichosporonales; Trichosporonaceae
Exons: 5
Coding region: 1-1602 (533 amino acids)
Biological process (GO): carbohydrate metabolic process
Molecular function (GO): hydrolase activity, hydrolyzing O-glycosyl compounds
Source: RefSeq, a predicted model, not a curated record
AUGGUUGUCAACGCAGUCACCAACCCCGUCAUCAGCGGCCUCAACCCCGACCCGUCAAUCUGCCGAGUGGGCUCGGACUACUUUGUGGUCACCAGUUCCUUUGAGUACUUUCCGGGAGUGCCCAUCUACCACUCUCGUGAUCUCGUCAACUGGACCUUGAUCGGGCACGCCCUCACGCGACCGUCCCAGCUGUACAUGCCUCGCGUCGAGCCUGGCGGUGGUAUCUUUGCACCGACGCUACGCUAUUGGAAGGGCACAUUCUACCUGGCGACCUGCUGCGUGUACCGCAGAAACUCGAGAAUAUGUUCCGAAUCUCGCGGGUUCUACGUGCGCACAGAUGACAUUUUCGAUUCCAGUACAUGGAGUGAGCCGAUCUGGUUCGACGCACUGGGGAUUGACCAGGAUCUCUUCUUCGACGACGACGACAAGGUCUAUCUCUGCACGAGUCGCCUGCUCGAUGUCCACAGCUCGGACCCGCACAAUGGGGCCGUGGUUAUGGGGUGCGAGGUCGACCUACAGACCGGACAGUGCUUGACCCGCCCUGUCGUGCUACGUCAGUCCCUCGAGGCCAACCUGUGCACCGAGGCGCCGCAUAUCUUGAAGCGCGGUGAUUUCUACUACCUCUUGGUAGCAGAAGGCGGAACUGAGAUCAACCACCAAGCGCGCAUCUAUCGGUCCAGGUCGCCGCUUGGCCCGUACGAUGACGCGCCUGAAGGAGUGAACCCCAUCAUGUUCAAUGGCACGCACCCCGUUGUGCAGAACUCUGGACACGCCGACUUUGUCGAAGAUCUGAACGGCAACCACUGGGCCUUCUUCCUCGCCGUCCGUGUACAAGCCAACGGCCACCGUCCUCUUGGACGCGAGACGUUCAUGGCUCCAGUAGAGUGGACGGCAGACGGGUGGCCGGUCAUUAACAAGGGCCGUCCCAUUACUCUGGAUGUACUCGACGCAUCAAAACUGCCAGAGGUCAGGCCUUACCGUGGAUGGCGCGACACGUUUGCGGGCAAAACGCUGGGCAUCAACUGGUAUCAUCUUCGUGUACCUGUCAAGCCCCACCAUUCUCUUCAACCGGGGCGCCUCACACUGCACGGCAACGCAUUUACAAUUGCAGACACAGACUGCCCUGCCAUGCUGCUCGUCAAGCAGACCGAACUGUCAGGUACCUGGUCAACGCAGCUCGAUUUCGAACCGACAACAGUGGACCAGGAGGCCGGGGUCACCGUCUACUGGAGUUGCUAUGCGUAUGCGGCCCUUGUGGUUCGGAAAAGUCACGAGCCAGACGGUCACCGUGAGGUAGUGCUGCGGUGGAUUGACGAGCAUUCGGAAGACGUCAAGACCGUCGAGAUCAAGCAAUCCCUCUCAGCCAUCGGUCCUGUUGGACUCAGCAUCCAUGCGACCCCCACGUCGUACACAUUUGCCUUUCAACCCGUUGGAAGUGACGAGGAGACCAUCCUCGGGUCCGUUUCCACUGCUGUCCUCGAGCGUUCUCGCUCCUUUGAUGCAUCCUACACCGGCACCCACCUAGGUAUCUUUGCUCAAGGAACCCAAGGUGUGCCCUGCCAGGACGGCGCCCACUUUGCAUACGCCGGGUUCAGUGUCUAG